This is a messenger RNA of Sungouiella intermedia, 816 nucleotides long. The record is from the annotation of a GenBank genome assembly. NCBI's taxonomy places the organism in Eukaryota, Fungi, Ascomycota, Pichiomycetes, Serinales, Metschnikowiaceae.
AUGGUGGCUAGAUUUUCUCAACUGACCCAGUUGGCACCUGGAAUAUUUCUUGGUGCUUAUGGCUCAUUGGCUAACUUGGACUUGCUUAACAAGAAUAACGUGAAAGUUGUGGUCAACUGUGGUUCUACAUCGCGCUUCCUUCAGUUUCUCGACAUACAACAGCCAGUAUUAUCUAGCGACAUCAUUGUGUUGAAUUUUGACACAAAUAGCUUGAACACUGAUAAAGCAUUCAAGGACUUCCAUUCUCGUUUUAACAGAAUUCUUCAGAAUUAUUUGGCGUUUUUUUAUAACUACAAUGAUGAAGUGAAAUACUACAUUAACCUGAACUUUGAAAAUGCGAAAUUGACGUUUGAGUCUCCUACUAUGAAUGGGAUGCCAUUAAAGCUGCUUUUUAAUGUUAACCGUUUACUAAAGCUCAUCAGAAACGUUAAUACCUCAGUUGGAGUUAUGUUUAUAUCUGAGAAUUUCGGGCAGCAACAUCAUUCCAAUGGUUUAUUGUACGCAUUGGCUAUUCUGUACUUGAUGGACAACUACAACUACAAUUUUGAAUCAAGCUACAAGUAUUUGCUCUCCAUACUUCCCCAACAAUAUAAGGAAGGGUGUGACAUCAUGUACUUUAGUUCUCCAAGUACAGACUUGUUCAAUUUCACGUACUAUGAUGAUGUGCUUUUGAUUGACAGUUUGAAGAAGUUUCAUGCUGAGAAUAGUCAGAUUAAACAGAGAGAGAAUGGAGUGAUGACGAAGAAUCGAAAGUUGAAAAGAUCAAUCGAGUGUAUUGAAAAUGUCACUCCUCAAGCAAUAAAGAAAAUGGCUUGA